This is a messenger RNA of Cannabis sativa, 2861 nucleotides long. RefSeq names its product cyclin-dependent kinase C-2 C. The record is from RefSeq and is a predicted model, not a curated record. NCBI's taxonomy places the organism in Eukaryota, Viridiplantae, Streptophyta, Magnoliopsida, Rosales, Cannabaceae. The transcript is spliced from 9 exons. Gene Ontology annotation, molecular function: cyclin-dependent protein serine/threonine kinase activity; RNA polymerase II CTD heptapeptide repeat kinase activity; ATP binding. Gene Ontology annotation, biological process: positive regulation of transcription elongation by RNA polymerase II; protein phosphorylation. Gene Ontology annotation, cellular component: nucleus; cyclin-dependent protein kinase holoenzyme complex. Bases 659 to 2638 code for a protein of 659 amino acids.
UAGAGAGGUAGAAGAAGAAGUUGCAGUGGAGCUGUUAAGCAGUUAGGUCUGCAACCAACACCACCAUUGUAGACUCAGCUAAUUUUCUUUUUCAUUUUCUCGAACAACAGACCUAACUAACGGCAAAAUAAUGACAGAACAGAACCCAUAAACGGUUACAUUUCACCUUUUCCCUUUUUUUUUUGGUGUGUCAUUCCAACUUUUCUAAAACCCUAAAAAUAAAAUAAAGCUCAGACAUGGAAAGAAGAAGAAGAAAGAAGAAGAAGAAGAAGGACUCUUUUGGACCCACCAUUGUUUUAUCCUCACAAAUCUCUUCCUUUGCUUUCGGACCCCUUUUUUUUUUCUUACCUCUCUCCGCAGAUUUCGCCAAAUUUCACGACCCAUACCAAAAAAGAUUUUUUUUUUUUUUUUUUUUUACCAAAAAUAUGAUUUUCCUUUCGAUUUCUCUCUCCCCUGAGAAAAUCCAAUAUGGGUCGAGCUUAAUGUAGGGGGGAGAGUGGGAAAUUGUUUGAUUUUUUGGUCCAAUUCCCAAUCCAGGUCGAUCUUUGGAUUUAAGUUUUCUCUCCCCGAAUUCUUUUCUUCUUUUAGGAUCGACUCUGGUUUAGGGAUUUGGCAUUUGAUUAUUUCAUGAAUUGAUAUUGUUUUUGUUUUUAGUAUAAUGGGUUGUAUAAGCUCUAAGCAACCGGAUCCAACGCCGUCGCCGGCGAUGGACGGUGAGAAUUCGGCGAAAUUGGAUUAUGAGAAUCGGAAGGAGGAGAAAUCGGAUGAUCGUGGAUGGGAGUUGCGGAAAUCGAGGAAGGAAGGGUCUCAUGGUAGGAAUUCUUUUAGCUUCAAAAUGGGGUUUUCUCAUCGUUACGUUGAUGCCGAACUCAUCUCUGCUGGUUGGCCGCCGUGGCUCAGUACCGCCGCCGGAGAAGCCAUUCAUGGUUGGAUCCCUCUUAGGGCUGAUUCUUUUGAGAAGUUGGAGAAGAUUGGACAAGGUACAUACAGUAGUGUGUUCAGAGCUCGAGAAGUAGAAACUGGGAAAAUGGUUGCACUAAAGAAAGUCCGGUUUGACAAUUUUCAACCAGAAAGCAUUAGGUUUAUGGCAAGAGAAAUAUUAAUCUUAAGAAGACUUGACCAUCCAAACAUCAUGAAAUUGGAGGGUCUCAUUACUUCUGGAUCAUCAACUAGCAUAUACCUUGUGUUUGAAUACAUGGAACAUGAUCUUGCUGGUCUAGUCUCUUCUCCUGAGAUUAAAUUCUCUGAAGCUCAGGUAAAAUGUUAUAUGAGGCAGCUAUUAUCUGCAAUUGAGCAUUGCCAUUUAAGAGGUAUAAUGCAUAGAGAUAUUAAGGUGUCCAAUAUUUUGGUGAACAAUGAAGGGAUUUUAAAACUAGGAGAUUUUGGUUUGGCAAACAUUGUCAAUGCAAAGAACAAACACUCACUAACCAGCCGGGUUGUUACCUUAUGGUAUCGCCCUCCCGAACUCUUGAUGGGGUCGACGAGUUAUGGAGUAUCUGUGGAUCUCUGGAGUGUUGGUUGUGUAUUUGCAGAGCUUUUUCUAAGGAGACCUAUUCUUAAAGGAAGAACUGAGGUUGAACAAUUGCAUAAAAUUUUCAAACUCUGUGGUUCUCCCCCCGAAGAAUACUGGAAAAAAUCUAAGCUUCCACACGCGACCAUGUUCAAACCUCAACAUCCUUAUGACAGAUCCUUAAGGGAGAGAUGUAAAGAAUUCCCAUCUACUGCUGUGGACUUGAUUGAAACCUUUCUUUCGGUUGAUCCUCAAGAUCGCGGGACUGCCUCUUCUGCACUUAUUUCUCAGUACUUCAGAACACAACCGUACGCCUGUGAUCCAUCAACCCUGCCAAAAUAUCCACCAAACAAGGAAAUUGAUGCUAAAAAUCGCGAGGAUGUCCUAAGAAGAAAGCCCGGAGUUAGACAGUCAGGAGCAACAAGGAAACCGAGGAGAGCUCGUAAAGCCUAUCAACAACAGAAUGGAGUCAAUAAAUUUGCACCAAAAGAGGAGACCCAAGAAAACGCUCAAACUGGGCGCAGAAAUAAUGAUGAUGGGCCAGUUGUUAAAGAAAAAGGAGGUCAUCUGCGUAGAGAGUUGUUCAAACCAUCAUUCGAUACAGUAUCAGAGAAUUACCAGUACCAUGAUUCGGGUACUAACCAAAGCGGUGGAGACACUACUUUCUCAGGGCCAGUUCCAGUCUCAGCAUCAAGUGGCUUUGCAUGGGCUGCAGCAGGAACAAGGCGAAAAGACGAUGUCACAUCAGCAGUAUCAGACGGUUCAAAGAGCCAAUUCAGUGCAUUAGACCCCUCAUUCGCAAAAUCCACCUAUGUGUUACCAAAGCAAGGAACUCAAGACUUUGCGCGAAUAGUAAAUCCCAAGGGUGUUCGAAAGCAGCAGCAGCAGCAGCGGAGUCUAAGCCAUCAAACAGAGUUUUUCGAUACACCUGAUUUAUAUCAAUCCCAAGAUCAUGUUUACCAAAAGAUUGCUUCAGCAAAUCAUGUGGAUUACAAUCAUGGGGGAGACCAUAUCGAGUUUUCGGGGCCUCUACUGAUGCAACCACAUAGAAUGGAUGAUCAUUUACAUAAGAAUGAGAAUCAAAUACGGCAAGCUGCUCGAAAAACAAGGUUUGAAAGAGAGAAAUGAGAUGCAGAGAUUAAUAUCAUAAACCAGAUUUGGUCCUUGUACGUACGUAGUAGCAUCCAACCAAAAGCCAUUAUUAUUUGAUGUAAAUAUUUUGUGUAAUUGAUAGACAAAUAUUUUGGGGACCAAUCUAUUUACUCUCAAAAAGCUUUUGAUUUUUUUAGCUCAAUUUUAAAAAAGAGAAGAAAAACAAAAAAAAAAGAAUACCAUCAAUCAAAAUUAGUUA